This is a messenger RNA of Metopolophium dirhodum (rose-grain aphid), 1324 nucleotides long. RefSeq lists its product as uncharacterized. The transcript has 6 exons. NCBI's taxonomy places the organism in Eukaryota, Metazoa, Arthropoda, Insecta, Hemiptera, Aphididae. The record is from RefSeq and is a predicted model, not a curated record. The coding region runs from base 1 to 1296 and encodes 431 amino acids. Gene Ontology annotation, molecular function: olfactory receptor activity; odorant binding. Gene Ontology annotation, cellular component: plasma membrane. Gene Ontology annotation, biological process: detection of chemical stimulus involved in sensory perception of smell; sensory perception of smell.
AUGAUGGACGUUCGGAACGAGAACAACCAUGUUUUCAACAUCAAAUUGGCCAAACUUACAGGUUUGUAUCACAUUUUGGACCCUGGAACCGCAACAUUUCGGGGUCGAAACGUUUAUCACAUUAUCACGGCAUGUAUUUUGCUGUACAUGUGUGUCGUCUCGAUAAUUUUGAACCUUAGUGGUCUGUACUAUUGGACGCUCAAUAUACCUAUAAGCAUAGAUUAUUUUUGGAAAUCGGAAACCACGUUGUACGUAAUCUACAAGAUUUGGAUCGUCAUCCGUCACUCGAACGACAUAUGGAAUUUUUUGUCGAUCACGUGGCAUAGACAUGCCGUUACAUUGUUCAGCAUCCGGCAAAGACAUAUACUGAACCGUUGGCGAGAACGUUCGGUGCGGUUUACGACCAUGUUUGCCAUCAUGUAUUACUCGUCGCUGGUCUUUUACUUGGGCAGUACCCUGGUAUUCCGUAAAGAUAUAUUACCGGUCAAAAAUCGCGACGGUUCAGUAGCAUUCUACCGCCAGAAUGUCAUGCAUUUUUAUUUAAUUGCGUCUGACGAAACGUACAACGAGUACUAUUAUAUGUUUUACUUCGCCGAGGCAUUUUACAUCGCCUUCUUGACGAUAUCAUUCCUUAUAUUUGAUAUUCUUCUGGUUACACUAUGCUUUGGUAUGUGCUGCCAGAUGCAAAUGACUUGCUCUGAUUUCGAAUCGGUCGGACACAGACCACUUCGCGACCAUAAUUCUCCAAUUGAUUACAAAGAUGAAAAUAAAAAGAUACCUAAUGAACACGAUGUAGUAUAUGAUGAAUUAAAGACAAUUAUAAUGGAUCAUCAAGCAGUUAUGGAGAAAUAUGAAGAUUUUUUAUCUCUAUUUAGACGAGUGAUGUUGUUACAAAUUUUUGUGUCUUCAUUCUCGGUCAUCACUCUUUGGUUUACUUUCAUAAUGAGUUUCUCCGACGAUGAGAGAUUUAAGGCAUCGGAAGUUGUAUUAAAAAAAAUGUUUUGCUCAAUUCCUCCAUUAUUGUUUCAAAUAUUUAUGGUGUGUUAUUUAUUUGGCAAUUUACACAAUCAAAAAGAUUCAAUAAUAUUCGCAUUGUACAGCAGUAAUUGGACGGAAAUGGAUAUGAAAUGUAAAAAGUUGAUAUUAUUAACAAUGCAAUUGAAUAAUGCUAACCACCAAAAGUUAAAAUUUACAAGAACAAAAAUUGUAAACUUGGAAAUGUUUUUUAAAACAAUGGGUGAUUGCUACACAAUUAUUUCGGUUUUAGUAAAUUAUAUCCAAAGAAGUGGUGAAUAAAUGUUGUUCAUAGUUAUUUUAAAUGGAG